This is a messenger RNA of Aspergillus wentii DTO 134E9, 727 nucleotides long. Its product is annotated as PET191 family protein. Gene Ontology annotation, biological process: mitochondrial respiratory chain complex IV assembly. The record is from RefSeq and is a predicted model, not a curated record. The transcript is spliced from 3 exons. Lineage: Eukaryota; Fungi; Ascomycota; Eurotiomycetes; Eurotiales; Aspergillaceae. Gene Ontology annotation, cellular component: mitochondrion. The coding region runs from base 61 to 414 and encodes 117 amino acids.
UCGUCUCGGGUUGUUCACCAGGGCCGGUGGUGUCAGGACGUUGUCUCUCGCGUUUUCAAAAUGCCUAGCUCUUGCAAUGACAUUCGAGAUGCCCUGGCGCAAUGUCUCCAGGAAUCCGACUGUAUCAUGGUCCAGCGCCACACCCCGCGUGAAUGUCUGAGCUCUCCGCACGCCGAGGAACUGCCCAUGAAAUGUCAGCAAUUGCGGAAAGGUUUCAGCGAGUGCAAACGCGGUUUGAUCGAUAUGCGCAAACGAUUCCGUGGCAACCAACCCCUCUCUUUAUCCAAAGAGCUCGACGGCGGCAAACCCAAGAAGUCUGAGCAACUUUACGCCGGAAAGCCAGCAUUCGAGAGUGUCAAGGAGAUUAGUGGCGACGAAGUCCAGAUGGACCCCGAAAAGACACGCGGGCUGUGAGCGAGAAAGAUUCAUGACAUUGGAUAUACAAGCAAUUUGCAACAUUUUUUGAGGCGCCAUGUUAUUUCAAGUUUGAUGAUAUUAUCCUCUCCCUUGGCAUGAACUGGAGUUGUGUUUGGGAAGAUUGAUGUCGAAUAGAAUCUGGUGUACGAUACUGAGCUAUAUAGGACUGUACAUAGUAAACAAAUUUUAAAGGAACAUGUCUAUUUAUAUUCAUCCGCUUGAUCAAGCUGCGGAUUUAUGGCUUCCUACAGGCCAAUGCAUCUACGCCUAUAGAAAACACAAAUACCAGCUUGCGCUAUUUUGCACAAGA